GCAGCUCCCGCAGAAGAAACUCGAAGCUUUCCUUGCUCUACUUAUAAAAGCGAGCCGCGCUCCGAGGGGGGCACUUUACACUCGCCACUCGCAGCAUCAGCAGCCACCGGCCAACAACAACAACAAGAUGUCUCUGGAACGUGCCGUCCGCGCCAAGAUCGCCGCCAAGCGCGACCCCGCGCUGGAGAAGGAGGCCCAGGAGUGGGUGGAGGCCAUCAUCGGCCGCAAGCUGGACGGCGAGCCCUUCGAGGACGCCAUCCGCGACGGCCAGGUGCUGUGCGAGCUCAUGAACAAGCUCAAGCCCGGCGCCGUCGCCAAGGUCAACUCCUCCGGUGGACAGUUCAAGAUGAUGGAGAACAUCAACAACUUCCAGAAGGCCCUGAAGGACUACGGCGUGUCCGACGUCGACGUCUUCCAGACCGUCGACCUGUGGGAGAAGAACAAAGACUUCGCCUCCGUCAUCAACUGCCUGUUCGCUCUCGGCCGUGAGACCUACAGGCACCCCGAGUGGACCGGACCCAAGCUGGGCCCCAAGCCCGCCGACGAGGCUAAGCGGGACUUCAGCGAGGAACAGUUGAACGCCGGCAAGACCAUCAUCGGCCUGCAGGCCGGACAGAACAAGGGCGCCUCCCAGGCCGGACAGAACAUGGGCGCUGGCCGCAAGAUCAUCCUGGGCAAGUAAGGCCCGAAACCGCCAAUACACGCCUUGUUGUUCAAU
Molecule: messenger RNA, 718 nt
Organism: Thrips palmi
Lineage: Eukaryota; Metazoa; Arthropoda; Insecta; Thysanoptera; Thripidae
Gene: Mp20
Product: muscle-specific protein 20
Exons: 4
Coding region: 128-682 (184 amino acids)
Biological process (GO): actomyosin structure organization
Molecular function (GO): actin binding
Source: RefSeq, a predicted model, not a curated record